AAAAACGACCCAACCAACUACCCAGCCCUCCCACGUUAAUUCCUACCAUACCAAUUACCAAUCUACCAACCUACCACCCACGCCCUCUCCCAAGAACACAUUGACAACCCCCUCAAUCCCUCGCUCGCUCAUCUAAUCAUCUUCAAGACUUCAACCCACAGCACACUCUUUUAUGCCUCUGCAAAAUCAAAGCCCACCAAAAUUGAGCCCAAAGAUCGAGUCUUUAACUUCUUUGUUCUCUGGGUCUGCUUUGAGUUCCAGAAUUUUCAUGGCUGACACAAUCUUGAGUGCUCUUUUAGCUUUACUACUCAUUUCUUCAUGUACCCAUCAUGCUGAGUCCUAUGCAGAAGAGGAAGGGUUCAUAUGGGUGGAGUUAUCCAAUAAGGGUCUUGAUUUUGCCAAGAACAUCUUGAUUCACACUGCGGAGUCUUCUUUAGUUCCACUUGAGCUGCCUGAUAUUGACAAGUCUGCGGAUAUCUCGCUUUUGGGAACAGUUGAUAUGAUUCUUUCUGAUAUUACUAUAAACGCAAUUCAAGUGACUUCCUCAGCUGUUAGCACUGCACAUUCUGGUGUAGUUUUAAGUGUUUCUGGCGCCACUGCAAAUUUGACCAUGAAUUGGAAGUAUUCCUAUUCCACAUGGUUGCUGGUUCCAAUUGAAGUAUCCGACAGUGGCCAAGCUUCUGUUCAGGUUAGUGGCAUGGAAAUUGGACUUACUCUCAGUCUUAAGAAUCAACAAGGAUCCCUUUCACUUUCUCUUGUGAAAAACAAAUGCUCUGUGGAAGAUAUAUCAAUAAAUUUGGAAGGUGGAGCAUCCUGGCUAUACCAAGGGGUAGUAGAUGCUUUUGAAGGUAAACUAACCUCUGCUGUUGAAGAUGCUAUUUCGAGUAAAAUAAGUGAGGAAGUUGCAAAACUCGAUUCAUUGUUGCAGUCCCUUCCCAAGGAAGUUCCAAUCACUAGUAUUGCCACUUUGAAUGUUACUUUCGUCGGUAACCCUAAGAUAAGCAAAUCUUCUCUUGCUCUUGCAAUCAAUGGGCUAGUAAGUGCGAGGGAUGAAGAUGAUACUCUUCUCCAGAAUCACCACAGAGCUCUAUAUCAUCUGAUUUCCUCCAAGGGUCCGGACUAUAUGUUCACAAUUUUUCUGCAUGAACUUGUUAUAAAAUCAGUAUUAUCCGUUUAUUACGAAGCCGGUAAGAUGCAUUGGAUUGUUGAUGAAGUACCUGAUCAGUUCCUUUUAAACACUGCUCGGUGGAAGUUCAUCCUCCCAAACCUAUACAAGCAAUACCCAAACGAUAACAUGACCUUGAAUAUUUCUAUAUCAUCCGUACCAAAUAUCAAGAUAAAAGAACAGCAGAUUGAUGCAACGGUUACUGCAGAUGUGAUUAUUAACGUUCUGAACGACACUGAAGCUGUACCUGUUGCAGGCAUUUCAGUGGAGAUCACUGGCUCGGCUUUUCCAGAGAUUUCAAGUAACGAUGUGGCUGGUAGUAUUACAUUACAUGAGCUCGGGAUGUCUUUGGUAUGGAGCGAAGUUGGCGAUCUAAACAUGCUUGCAAUCGAGAGAGUAGUGCUUACUGUACUGAGGAUUGGGGUGCUACCAUAUGUGAAUUUUCGACUCGGGCAAGGAUUUUCAGUGCCAGAUUUCUACGGUUAUACACUUGAAAACACAGAAAUAUCGUGCAGCGAUUCCUGGAUUAUGGUUAGCAGCGACGUGGCACAAACUAACCAGGCAUAUCUCAGUUAAUCUACCUAUCUUUUGUGUUCUUGUGUAUAUAAUUAAGAUGAAUUAGGUGUUGUUUUCUUUCCUGUUUUGAUCCAUUAUGCAUCAUCACCAUCCUUAUAUGCUUAUCCUACAUUCUUAUAAUGUUAGUUGUUCAAUGUCCCCUGAGAUAUAUUAGAGGUUGUUAGAAAUAUAAACAAUCUUUUCUCCUCUAA
Ipomoea triloba (trilobed morning glory) is the source of this 1932-nucleotide messenger RNA. Its product is annotated as putative BPI/LBP family protein At1g04970. The transcript has 6 exons. Bases 173 to 1741 code for a protein of 522 amino acids. The record is from RefSeq and is a predicted model, not a curated record. NCBI's taxonomy places the organism in Eukaryota, Viridiplantae, Streptophyta, Magnoliopsida, Solanales, Convolvulaceae. Gene Ontology annotation, molecular function: lipid binding.